Molecule: messenger RNA, 276 nt
Organism: Saprolegnia diclina VS20
Lineage: Eukaryota; Oomycota; Saprolegniomycetes; Saprolegniales; Saprolegniaceae
Exons: 2
Coding region: 1-276 (91 amino acids)
Source: RefSeq, a predicted model, not a curated record
AUGACGAAGCCCAAGAGCAGCAAGGCGGCCAAAGUGACGUUCACGACAAGGGUCAACGAUGAGAAGACGGUGCGCGAGAUGGCGGUGUUUACGGGCAAGGGCUGGGAAGCGUGGCUCUCCUACGGUCUCGAAAUCUUCAACUUCUGCCAAUGGCAUGGCUACAACUUCGAGAUCGAGCACCACAUGCGCGAUCUCGAAGAGAGCCACGCUUCCCAGCCAGCCCUUGCCCAAGCAACAACGGCCUGCGUGGCAAGUCAGGUGUGGCUGGAAUACUGA